CGUCUAGGGCCAGUUUCAUCCGGUGACUCUCAGCGUAACAAACCGUGAUUGUUGUUGCAUAAUGUUUACAAAGAUAUUGGUGUUUGUAACGUUGGCGCUGUUGGCGGACGCGAAGGCGGGCCUGCUCCCAGGCGGCCAUGGGUUUCCGGGACCAGCUACGGGACCACUCUACGCUGCGCAUGCCUACGCUGCUCCCAUUGCCGUCGUCAAACCUGCACCAGUAAAAGCUGCACAUGUUGUAGAUUAUGUGGCGUACCCAAAAUAUGCAUUCAAAUAUGGCGUCGAAGAUCAUCACACUGGCGAUCACAAAUCCCAACAUGAAGAACGCGAUGGCGACGUAGUCAAAGGUGAAUAUUCCGUCCUAGAACCCGAUGGUACUCUCCGUACGGUGCAUUACACCGCCGAUGACCAUAACGGUUUCAACGCUGUGGUAUCAAGAUCUGGUCAUGCAAUCCAUCCAGCUGCACCACCUGUACACGUAGCACCAGCACCAGUUCAUGCUCCAUUACACCUUUUGGGUUAUAAAGGACUACAUUAACACAAAAAUUACAAACACACACAAAAUGACUGGUUUAUAAACAAAAGACGAUAAAUACGCAAUGCCAAAUGAUUUUCCCACUGUCUCAUGCUCUGUGUUCGAUUGAUGUAUAUGUUAAAUAAUGUUAAGUAUGUUUUUAAACAAUAAUUUAGUUAUAUUUCAGAGAUCUUCUUAUUUUGUACAUAUUUAAAAAGAUAUUUUAUCAAGUUAUUUAUAUUUAUACUUAUAGAAUUUAUAUUGCGUUGUUCGUUCAUGUGUGUUAUUGAAUUAUGAUUAGUGUACUUAUAAUUAUUUAUAAUAUAUUGUUACAUCAUGCAUUAUUAAUAAUAAUCAUUCAUUCAUUCA
This is a messenger RNA of Dalotia coriaria, 883 nucleotides long. RefSeq names its product cuticle protein 19-like. Gene Ontology annotation, cellular component: extracellular matrix. The record is from RefSeq and is a predicted model, not a curated record. The transcript has 3 exons. Bases 62 to 538 code for a protein of 158 amino acids. Lineage: Eukaryota; Metazoa; Arthropoda; Insecta; Coleoptera; Staphylinidae.